AUGGUCCGACACUCAUUUCAAUCCGUGCUACUCAUUAUCACACUAUGUUCAUUCGUUCAAGGCAGUCCUUUAAUUUCCCAGAAACGGGGUAUCUGCGCCACCGAGGAUCCAGAUGCAUCUUUCCUGGAUGCUCUACAAGAAGUUAAAGAUGGCGAGAUCCAAUCAAACCGGAGUAUCAUCACAUCUGAGGCACGAAAUGCUCCUAUUGAGAUUGAGACUUGGUUCCAUAUUCUCUUAAUCCUCCAAGAUUCAUACGAAGACUCUGGAAUAAAAUACCAACUUCAAGGCGUGACUCGACAUGUGAACGAUCUCUGGGCCAAAGACGGCGACGACAUAGCCAUGAAGACCGCUCUUCGCAAAGGAACCUACAGAACCCUAAACGUGUACUUCCAAACCGAUCUCCAAGCCUCACCAGGACAAUCUGGUCGCGUCUCUACAUUCCGUGGAGCCAGUACAUCCUCAGAUCUAACCUCUAGCGUUCUGGGAUUCUGCACACUACCGGAUCCAAGUAUAAACGGGACUAGCACUCGGGAUAGCUACGUGAAAGACGGAUGCAACAUUCUCGCAAAGACGAUGCCAGGCGGAAGUCUUGAUUUAUAUAAUCGUGGCGGAACAGCGAUUCAUGAAAUCGGACAUUGGAAUGGACUUCUUCAUACGUUUCAGGGUGAAUCUUGUGAUGCUAGUAAUCCUGGAGAUUAUAUUUCUGAUACACCUCAACAAUCUACACCCACGGAUGGAUGUCCUGCUAGAAAGGAUUCUUGUCCUGAUUCUCCGGGUUUAGAUGCUGUGCAUGAUUUUAUGGAUUAUUCUUCGGAUAUUUGUUAUGAGACUUUUACUGCAGGACAGAUGAAGAGGAUGAGGAAUAUGUGGACUACUAUGCGGUUUGGUAAAUAA
Messenger RNA from Penicillium malachiteum, 894 nucleotides. Its product is annotated as zinc metalloprotease. The transcript is spliced from 2 exons. Lineage: Eukaryota; Fungi; Ascomycota; Eurotiomycetes; Eurotiales; Aspergillaceae. The coding region runs from base 1 to 894 and encodes 297 amino acids. The record is from RefSeq and is a predicted model, not a curated record. Gene Ontology annotation, molecular function: metallopeptidase activity.